GUCGGGAGUUUUAGUUGGAGUCCGUGAUGCCGGCGAGGAACAGGUACAACCUGGUGGACGAUGUGGCGGACUCGAGGGUGCCGCUGCACAAUGAGGAGGCUUAUCAACAUGGGAUUUAUUUCCAAGCCAAGUACGUGGGGAGUCUUGACGUGCCCAGGCCCAACAGUCGGAUGGAGAUCGUGGCAGCCAUGAGGAGAAUCAGGUAUGAAUUCAAGGCCAAGAACAUCAAGAAGAAGAAGGUCAGCAUUGUGGUGUCUGUGGACGGGGUCAAGGUGAUGCUGAGGAAGAAGCAGAAGAGGAAAGAAUGGACAUGGGAUGAGAGCAAGAUGCUAAUAAUGCAUGAUCCCAUAUACAGGAUUUUCUACGUGUCUCAUGACUCCCAGGACUUGAAGAUCUUCAGCUACAUCGCAAGAGAUGGCUCCAGUAACUCCUUCAGAUGUAACGUCUUUAAAUCAAAGAAGAAGACGCAGGCCAUGCGUAUUGUGCGGACCAUCGGUCAGGCCUUUGAGGUGUGCCAUAAGCUCAGUCUGCAGCAUGCUGAGCAGGAUGCAGACGGACAGGCAGAUGGAGAGAGUGAUAAGUCCACAGAGGAGCCCAGCAGUAAUGGCCGUAAACUGACGGGAGCAGAGCGAGGGGACGAGGAGGAGGACGGCAACCACGGAGGAAGACGAGCAGGAGAAGAUCCGUCAGCUGGCACUUCUCUGUGUGAAAAGGCAGUCAGUGAAAUUCUGCAGAGUCUGGCUGAACUGAAUGUGGUCAAACCUGGACAGACCAUAAUAGAUUUUGAUAGAAGGUCCCUCUUCACCGUGACAUCCCAAGGCAUUACUCCCAGCAGCCCUUGCUCUCCAUCUCUCACUCCACUGGCAUCACAGCACUAUCUGCAGCUUCUCCAGCAGCAGCUCCAGCAGCAGCAGCAGCACACACAGGUGGCCGUCGCUCAGGUGCAGCUGCUGAAGGAUCAAAUGGCAGCUGAGACCGCUGCCCGGAUGGAGGCUCAGGCCCGCGUCCACCAGCUACUGCUGCAGAACAGGGACUUGCUGCAGCAUCUGGCCCUGCUCGUGCAGCAGCUGAAAGAGCUGGAAGCCCGUUCCCCAAAAACAACACAACCAGGGCAGCCACACCAGGAGCCUCAAGCUAAUGGACACAAUGGUGAACAGUCAUCCGUUUCUACAUUAGCGAAGCCUCUGUCUCUAAAUCUGAAGAAUCACUACAGCCAGACCCUGGACCAGCUCAUCACCUCCACGCCCUCAUGGGCGCUCCAGACCUCGCCCCUCUCCCCGACCCAGGUGGACUGCGCUGAGUCCUACCUCAACCUGCUCAACCUGGAGAACAGCAGCAAACCAGCUGCGUCAGUCAACGGAGACCUGGACCCCUUCAUUAGGGCCAAUGGGACGGUGGACAACAAGGAGGGGUCCUGCAAUGAGAUCGUCCCGUUUACAUCGAGAAACUCCGCCAUCAUGGACGAAAAGUAUAAACAGACAAUCCCCAAACUUGACCCUCCUCCACCCUCCCUGAACCGUAAGCGGGCCAGCAGGACCUUGUCUCCAGGGUCAGAAGUCACAGCUGUGCCCAUGCCAGGAGAGGUCACCGCUAAUGAUGCGACCCCCAGCCGCAGCAGCAGCCUCUCAUUCCCCGACAUCACCCCCAGCUCCCUGUCAUCCGCCGAUUUCCACUCCCUCAGCAACGGCGAGAGCAGCUCCUGUUCGGCCAGCGAGGACUCGGGGGUCCGCUCCGAGACCAAGUCCCUGCUGUUGCCCCUGCGUGACGACGACGACCUGUUCGGAGACCGCGGGACCUUUUUAACAGCCUCCAGCGGCUGUGACAGUCCCCUGGAAGAGAGGAGCGAAGCAGUUCUCUCUCCCUCUGAGUCGUAUCCUGCUGAGCCCCCCAACCUCGCCCCGCAGUCGGACACCUAUGAGCACCCACUGCCCUUUUCAUCUCCUGUGAAUGAUACCUGCCUCCACAUCAGUUUUUCUGAGGAUGAGCUGCUGGAGAGCAGCCAGGAAGAUCCUAAUGUCCCACAGCGGAGUUAGGAGGAUAGGCUGGUAUCACCUUGGAGACCUUUCACUAUGUUCUUCAAUCAGCUUUUAAUGCAAUACUUAACUGUCAGACCCUCCUAUGUUUGCACUGGGCUCCAUUUCAGGACCUUUAUAAUUAUUCUGUCCACUUGUGACACAGUCCAGACAUAGCAUUGCCAGUAACUGAAAAAUAAUCUAUUGUAUAAAUUAUUAGCCAAUGGACAGAUUUAGUAUUUUUGUAAUGAAAUUAAUGAUCUAAUUUACUUUUUAGUGACUAGAAUGUUAAGCAGAAUACAUGUAGCAGCUCUUGCACUGUUAAAGUCACACAUCAUUUACUGUAAGCCAAUGAGGGGACACAUUUUAUUUUUGCUAGUAGUCAACUUUAAAACAUUAUUUUGUAUGAUGCUUCGCUGUGGUGCAAACUGUUGUGGAAAUGCCAUUUUCUGCAGAUUUCACAGAGCAAAUGUUGGUGAUGUUGGGAAGAGCCUCGCCUUCUGAAAAUCCCCUGAGUGGAUGAUGGGUAGAAAGAAAAGAAUAAGAAAGUCAGUAAAGGGGAAAGGGCAGGAUAGAAGUGAGCAGAUGUAGUCGUGUUUUGGUUUAUGCACAUCCACAUGUGGCUGUGUAGUAGGGUAUUAUAUUAUCAGAGCUGAGUGGGUUAGAGAAUGUUUUGUGCUACUUGUAUUUUGGGUUUUUUAGACUAAAAGGUCUUAAAGCAGUGCUGGAAAAAUUAGCCGAAUAGCUAAAGGGAAUUUGUGUUCUGUAUUGUAUUGAUUUUGUAUGUAGCAAGAUUGCAGUCCUUCAAAACAAAGGGAUUAUUGCAUUGAAUGAAAGCAAACCCUCUGUGAGCUAAUGGCCUUGAGAGCUUUGGAUUGCACCUGUCUGAGCGGGGAGUGUGUCACCGAGGACUCUGGGAAAAUGUAACGGGCAUUUUUCACUACUUUCGGAUUUUAUAGACCAACCGAUCAAUCAGUUAAUCAAGAAAAUAAUUAGCAGAUUAAUAAUUAAAGCUAGUCAUUAGAUGUAGUCCUAAAUCAAUAUAUGUUUAUGCAAACGCAACAUAUCAUUAAACAACUGCCAUUGUUCUUAAGUGCUGAAAACAUGUAUGGAAAUGAGAUGAGAUGAAUAGAGCUGGAACGAUUAAUUGAUUAAUCAGUUGACAGAAAUAAUUUAAA
This is a messenger RNA of Seriola dumerili (greater amberjack), 3190 nucleotides long. Its product is annotated as carboxyl-terminal PDZ ligand of neuronal nitric oxide synthase protein-like. The transcript has 11 exons. The coding region runs from base 27 to 2033 and encodes 668 amino acids. The record is from RefSeq and is a predicted model, not a curated record. Gene Ontology annotation, molecular function: nitric-oxide synthase binding. Lineage: Eukaryota; Metazoa; Chordata; Actinopteri; Carangiformes; Carangidae.